AUGGAUGCUGUCGGCAGGACACUGUCCAUUGAUACCUAUGUCUGGGCGGCUGCUUGUAUGAACUCGAUGGAUGCUGUCGGCAGGACACUGCCCAUUGAUACCUAUGUCUGGGCGGCUGCUUGUAUGAACUCGAUGGAUGCUGUCGGCAGGACACUGCCCAUUGAUACCUAUGUCUGGGCGGCUGCUUGUAUGAACUCGAUGGAUGCUGUCGGCAGGACACUGCCCGUUGAUACCUAUGUCUGGGCGGCUGCUUGUAUGAACUCGAUGGAUGCUGUCGGCAAGACACUGCCCGUUGAUACCUAUGUCUGGGCGGCUGCUUGUAUGAACUCGAUGGAUGCUGUCGGCAGGACACUGCCCAUUGAUACCUAUGUCUGGGCGGCUGCUUGUAUGAACUCGAUGGAUGCUGUCGGCAGGACACUGCCCGUUGAUACCUAUGUCUGGGCGGCUGCUUGUAUGAACUCGAUGGAUGCUGUCGGCAGGACACUGCCCGUCGAUACCUAUGUCUGGGCGGCUGCUUGUAUGAACUCGAUGGAUGCUGUCUGCAGGACACUGUCCAUUGAUACCUAUGUCUGGGCGGCUGCUUGUAUGAACUCGAUGGAUGCUGUCGGCAGGACACUGCCCGUUGAUACCUAUGUCUGGGCGGCUGCUUGUAUGAACUCGAUGGAUGCUGUCGGCAGGACACUGCCCGUUGAUACCUAUGUCUUGGUGGCUGCUUGUAUGAACUCGAUGGAUGCUGUCGGCAGGACACUGCCCGUUGAUACCUAUAUCUGA
Messenger RNA from Gigantopelta aegis, 771 nucleotides. RefSeq lists its product as uncharacterized. The transcript has a single exon. The record is from RefSeq and is a predicted model, not a curated record. The coding region runs from base 1 to 771 and encodes 256 amino acids. NCBI's taxonomy places the organism in Eukaryota, Metazoa, Mollusca, Gastropoda, Neomphalida, Peltospiridae.